Puccinia graminis f. sp. tritici CRL 75-36-700-3 is the source of this 1538-nucleotide messenger RNA. RefSeq lists its product as uncharacterized. The record is from RefSeq and is a predicted model, not a curated record. The transcript has 2 exons. The coding region runs from base 74 to 1141 and encodes 355 amino acids. Lineage: Eukaryota; Fungi; Basidiomycota; Pucciniomycetes; Pucciniales; Pucciniaceae.
CGAAAACGCCCCUCUUGAUCCCCUCUCAGACUUUCUAUCCAAUUCUUUUAUCAAGACAUUAAAGCAACCUCAGAUGAUCAUGCCUUCCUACCGUCUUGAACCAAUCAACUGCAGCCCUUUGGAUCUCGUCAAUUCAUCAAACCAACUUGGCUGUCAUAGUAAAGCGAGUACUGAUCAGAUCCCUCUGACCACUGCUACCUCAUUCCAUUUACCUUCACUUCAACUCGACUCAGAAGCCCUACUUAGCUUAGAAAACUUCAGCAUGAUCACCUUAUCCGCGGAGAAAGCCAACGAACCAUUGAUUAGGAGUUCCUUGGAGUUCUCAGAGGAAGAAAGCUUCAGCGAUGAAUCAACUUCCCAACGUACCUCUUUCCCGGGCUCUGCCGACUUCUUUCAUGCAAAUUACGACCAACAACCACCCUCUUCUUCUUCGUCUUCUGAGAAAAGCUCUGUGCUGCAAGAACUCGAUCCAUUGAGUCCAACUCCGAUCCUAUCAAGAGUAGCAGCAGAAGACUCGGGGAAGAAAGAUGUUCAACAGAUCAAUCCCCCAAGCAAACAUUCUUUCGCUUUCCUCAGUCAACCUUACAAGGCGCAUAUCUCUAAAUCAACUAGCAGAAGCACACUCAGUCAGAAACGUUCUCAGAAAUUCAACCAAGCAAGCCCCAAGAAUAAGAAGACUUCGACCCAAAGUGAGACCCACGAUGAUCAUCAACAAGAAGAGCAAGAGCGCUCCUCUAAAAGCAACUCGCCGACCAAGUCCAAGUUGGGUUCCCAAAAAGGAGACAGACAAUCGGGCUCUAAUCACUUGGAAGUAGGCCCGACCACUUCGUCCAGUUAUCGCAACUCAUCGCCUCCCAAUCGUCCUGAUCGUAGUCCAGAAUGCCAAUCGCAUACGAUGUCUUCAGUCUUCGAAGACGACUCUGACGACGAAACCGACGUCCAUUAUCUCAAGAAAGUCUUGCCCGCUUGGAUCACUAACAGCAACAAUAACAAGAAAUCCAAGUCUUCUCCGCCUCCUAUUUCCACUACUCCGCCCGCCACUUCCAAACUCGUCAAGCAGAAAUCUCGCAUCUUUAAGACCCAUCGGUCUUCGCUGUCGGCUCCUCUGAACUCCUCUUCCGUACCCUCUCCUUUGUCAUAAAUCUUUCCAUUCGUUUGUAUAACUUCUUGAUGGACUUUUGUUUCCUUAUAUGUAGUAAGAUCCUUCCUCGUGAGAAUCUGUAGUAAUCUGUAAACCAACUUGUCUUCACAAUGUGUUUAAUCCACCUUCCUUUUUGUUUUUCUCGAAAUUCCUUGACUUAUUAUAUAUCAUCUUUCCGGGAUUUAUCUAUCAGCAGUCUUUUUUUUUGUCCUCUUUUGAACCAUCCUUCCUUAUAGUAAUUUGUUACCAUCCAGACAAUUGACCACGAGGUCCUUUUCUUACUUCUACCCCCAAUUUUUUUACUUGCCUGUAUGCAUCUUGAUUGACAUAUACAUGUACCAUCUUCCCAUCUCAAUCAAACAUACCGUAAAGCAUAGUGACUGGAGAAAAGACCAUC